This is a messenger RNA of Panicum hallii, 918 nucleotides long. RefSeq names its product probable cytokinin riboside 5'-monophosphate phosphoribohydrolase LOG4. Gene Ontology annotation, biological process: cytokinin biosynthetic process. Lineage: Eukaryota; Viridiplantae; Streptophyta; Magnoliopsida; Poales; Poaceae. Gene Ontology annotation, molecular function: hydrolase activity, hydrolyzing N-glycosyl compounds. The record is from RefSeq and is a predicted model, not a curated record. The transcript is spliced from 6 exons. The coding region runs from base 51 to 767 and encodes 238 amino acids. Gene Ontology annotation, cellular component: cytosol; nucleus.
UCUUCCUGGUGUCUCAUCCUUUCCUUCCUCCCUCUCGUGGUUUGUGACCCAUGGAGGAGAACCAAGAGAAGUUUGCUGAGAAGAGCGGCGGCGGCGGCGGCGGCAGCAGCAGCGGCGGACGGGGGCCGGUGCGAACGAUCUGCGUCUUCUGCGGCAGCAGGCCGGGGAACCGGCCGUCCUUCAGCGCUGCCGCGCUCGACCUCGGAAAGCAACUGGUCGAGAGGCAGAUCAAUCUGGUCUACGGCGGCGGCAGCGGCGGCCUGAUGGGCCUGGUGUCCAAGGCCGUCCACGAGGGCGGCCGCCACGUCCUCGGGGUCAUCCCUAGCGCGCUCCUGCCUGAAGAGGUGUCGGGGGAGACAUUGGGGGAGGUGAAAGUGGUCAGGGACAUGCAUGAGCGCAAGGCAGAAAUGGCGAAGCACGCCGACGCCUUCGUCGCCCUGCCAGGCGGUUACGGGACGAUCGAAGAACUGUUGGAGAUCAUAACAUGGGCGCAGCUGGGGAUCCACAACAAACCGGUGGGGCUGCUCAACGUCGACGGCUACUACAACAGCCUGCUCUCGCUGUUCGACAAGGGCGUCGAGGAGGGCUUCAUCGACGCCAAGGCGCGGAACAUCUUCGUCCUCGCCGACACCGCCUCCGAGCUGCUGACCAGGCUCACCGAGGCGAGGCUGGCGGUCGAGGACGAUGACGAUGCCGCCGCCGCCGGAGGAGGAGAAGAAGAAGAGAAGGGCGCCGCCGCGGCGGGCGUCAAGAGGAAAAGAAGCUAGCUAGAACAAUAAUAGCAUGUGUUUCUCGAGCCAUCCAUCGUCUAUGCUCUUUUGUUGUUUUCUUGGACUCGGAGUUUGUUGUUUUCUACUCCUAGAUUUCAUUCCCGCGAGGUGUGGAUCCAGCAACCAGCUAGCUAGCAGUUGCUAACCU